AUGAUGCUCUGUUUUUACCUAUUUUUACCACUUCCAUGUAUUGUGUCUGACUGGUCUGACUGGAGUGCACCAGAUGCUUCUGGAUCAAGAUUCAGAGUAAGAUAUAUGACAAGACCUGCAUUGAAUGGCGGCAAAGAAUGUCCAGAUCUCAUCCAACUUGGCAAAGUACCACUACCUUGUAUUGUGUCUGACUGGACCACAUGGAGUGCACCUGAUGCUUCUGGAUCAAGAUUCAGAGUAAGAUAUAUGACCAGACCUGCAUUGAAUGGUGGCAAAGAAUGUCCAGAUCUCAUCCAACUCGGCAGAGUACCACUUCCUUGUAUCAUGUCUGACUGGUCUGACUGGAGUGCACCUGAUGCUUCAGGAUCAAGAUUCAGAGUAAGAUAUAUGACAAGACCAGCAUUGAAUGGCGGCAAAGAAUGUGAAGACCUCAUCCAAAUUGGCAAAGUACCACUUCCAUGUAUUGUGUCUGACUGGACCGCAUGGAGUGCACCUGAUGCUUCUGGAUCAAGAUUCAGAGUAAGAUACACAACAAGACCUGCAUUGAAUGGUGGCAAAGAAUGUCCAGAUCUCAUCCAACUUGGCAAAGUACCACUUCCAUGUAUCAUGUCUGACUGGACCGACUGGAGUGCACCAGAUGCCUCUGGAACCAGAUACAGAGUAAGAUAUAUGACAAGACCAGCAUUGAAUGGCGGCAAAGAAUGUGAAGAUCUCAUCCAACUUGGCAAAGUACCACUUCCAUGUAUCAUGUCUGACUGGACCGACUGGAGUGCACCUGAUGCCUCUGGAACCAGAUACAGAGUUAGAUAUAUGACAAGACCUGCAUUGAAUGGCGGCAAAGAAUGUGAAGACCUCAUCCAACUUGGCAAAGUACCACUUCCAUGUAUCAUGUCUGACUGGACCGACUGGAGUGCACCUGAUGCUUCUGGUACCAGAUACAGAGUAAGAUAUAUGACAAGACCAGCAUUGAACGGUGGCAAAGAAUGUGAAGACCUUAUCCAACUCGGCAAAGUACCACUUCCAUGUAUCAUGUCUGAUUGGACCGACUGGAGUGCACCUGAUGCUUCAGGAACCAGAUACAGAGUAAGAUAUAUGACAAGACCAGCAUUGAACGGUGGCAAAGAAUGUGAAGACCUCAUCCAACUUGGCAAAGUACCACUUCCAUGUGUCAUGUCUGACUGGUCUGACUGGAGUGCACCUGAUGCCUCUGGAACCAGAUACAGAGCAAGAUUCACAACCAGACCUGCAUUGAAUGGUGGCAAAGAAUGUCCAGAUAUGAUCCAACUUGGCAAAGUACCACUUCCAUGUAUCAUGUCUGACUGGACCGCCUGGAGUGCACCUGAUGCUACUGGAUCCAGAUACAGAGUAAGAUUCAUGACCAGACCUGCAUUGAAUGGCGGCAAAGAAUGUGAAGACCUCAUCCAACUUGGCAAAGUACCACUGCCAUGUAUUGUCAGUGACUGGAAUGAAUGGUCCGCACCUGAUGCUACCGGCUCUUCAUUCAGAUGGAGAUAUGUUACCAGACCAGCAAUUAAUGGUGGAGCUGAAUGCCCAGACCUUAUCCAGGGCAAGAAAGUACCACUUCCACUUAUUGUUGGACCAUGGAACACAUGGGCAGCACCUGAUGCCACUGGAAGCACCUUCAGAUGGAGAUAUGUAUUACGACCAGCAAUCAACAAGGACGAACCAAUUCCAGAACUCAUUGAAGCCAAGAAAAUACCACUGCCAUGUAUUGUCAGUGACUGGAAUGAAUGGUCCGCACCUGAUGCUACCGGCUCUUCAUUCAGAUGGAGAUAUGUAACCAGACCAGCAAUUAACGGAGGAGCAGAAUGUCCAGACCUUAUCCAGGGCAAGAAAGUACCACUUCCACUUAUUGUUGGACCAUGGAAUACAUGGGCAGCACCUGAUGCAACUGGAAGCACCUUCAGAUGGAGAUAUGUAUUACGACCAGCAAUCAACAAGGACGAACCAAUUCCAGAACUCAUUGAGGCCAAGAAAAUACCUCUGCCAUGUAUUGUUGGUGACUGGAGCACAUGGUCAUCACCAGAUGCUACUGGCUCAUCAUUCAGAUUCAGAUUUGUAACCAGACCAUCAGUAAAUGGAGGCAAAGAAUGUCCAGAUCUCAUCCAGGGCAGAAAGGUACCACUUCCAUGUAUUGUUGCUGACUGGAAUGAAUGGUCUGCACCUGAUGCUACUGGCUCUUCAUUCAGAUGGAGAUUUGUUGUCAGACCAUCCAUUAGUGGAGGACAAGAAUGUCCAGAUCUCAUCCAGGGCAAGAAGGUACCACUUCCACUUAUUGUUGGACCAUGGAACACAUGGGCAGCACCUGAUGCCACUGGAAGCACCUUCAGAUGGAGAUAUGUAUUGCGACCAGCAAUCAACAAAGACGAAAAAACACCAGACCUCAUCGAGGCCAAGAAAAUACCUCUGCCAUGUAUUGUUGGUGACUGGAGCACAUGGUCAUCACCAGAUGCUACUGGCUCAUCAUUCAGAUUCAGAUUUGUAACCAGACCAUCAGUGAAUGGAGGCAAAGAAUGUCCAGAUCUCAUCCAAGGCAGAAAGGUCAAACUUCCAUGUAUUGUUGCUGACUGGAAUGAAUGGUCUGCACCUGACGCUACGGGAUCUUCAUUCAGAUGGAGAUUUGUUGUCAGACCAGCCAUUAGUGGAGGACAAGAAUGCCCAGAUCUCAUCCAGGGCAAGAAAGUACCACUUCCACUUAUUGUUGGACCAUGGAACACAUGGGCAGCACCUGAUGCCACUGGAACCACAUUCAGAUGGAGAUAUGUAUUACGACCAGCUAUCAACAAAGACGAAAAGACACCAGAACUCAUCGAGACCAAGAAAGUGGUUCUUCCAUGUAUUGUGUCUGACUGGAACACUUGGUCUGAAGCUGAUGCUACAGGAUCUUCAUUCAGAUGGAGAUUUGUUGUCAGACCAGCAAUCAAUGGUGGAAAAGAAUGUCCAGACCUCAUCCAGGGCAGAAAAAUACCACUUCCACUCAUUGUUGGUCCAUGGAAUACAUGGGCAGCACCUGAUGCCACUGGAAGCACCUUCAGAUGGAGAUAUGUUUUGCGACCAGCAAUUAACAAAGACGAAAAGACUCCAGAACUCAUUGAAACCAAGAAAGUCCAACUUCCAUGUAUUGUGUCCGACUGGAAUGAAUGGUCAGCACCUGAUGCUACUGGAUCCUCAUUCAGAUGGAGAUUUGUUGUCAGACCAGCCAUUAAUGGAGGAAAAGAAUGUCCAGACCUCAUCCAGGGCAAGAAGGUACCACUUCCACUUAUUGUUGGACCAUGGAACACAUGGGCAGCACCUGAUGCCACUGGAACCACAUUCAGAUGGAGAUAUGUAUUACGACCAGCUAUCAACAAAGACGAAAAGACUCCAGAACUCAUUGAGACCAAGAAAGUGGUUCUUCCAUGUAUUGUAUCCGACUGGAAUGAAUGGUCAGCACCUGAUGCUACCGGCUCCUCAUUCAGAUGGAGAUUUGUUGUCAGACCAGCAAUUAAUGGAGGCAAAGAAUGUCCAGACCUCAUCCAGGGCAAAAAAGUACCACUUCCACUCAUUGUUGGACCAUGGAACACAUGGGCAGCACCUGAUGCCACUGGAAGCACCUUCAGAUGGAGAUAUGUAUUACGACCAGCAAUCAACAAAGACGAAAAGACUCCAGAUCUUAUCGAGGCUAAGAAAGUGGUUCUUCCAUGUAUUGUGUCUGACUGGAAUACUUGGUCUGAAGCUGAUGCUACUGGAUCUUCAUUCAGAUGGAGGUUCGUAACCAGACCAGCAAUCAACGGAGGAAAAGAAUGUCCAGAUCUCAUCCAAGGCAGAAAAAUACCAUUGCCACUCAUUGUGGGUCCAUGGAAUACAUGGGCAGCACCUGAUGCCACUGGAAGCACCUUUAGAUGGAGAUAUGUAUUACGACCAGCAAUCAACAAAGACGAAAAGACUCCAGAACUUAUUGAAACCAAGAAAGUCCAACUUCCUUGUAUUGUUACCGACUGGAAUGAAUGGUCAGCACCUGAUGCUACUGGAUCUUCAUUCAGAUGGAGAUUCGUUGUCAGACCAGCUAUUAAUGGAGGAAAAGAAUGUCCAGACCUCAUCCAGGGCAAGAAGGUACCACUGCCACUUAUUGUGGGUCCAUGGAAUACAUGGGCAGCACCUGAUGCCACUGGAAGCACCUUCAGAUGGAGAUAUGUAUUACGACCAGCAAUCAACAAAGACGAAAAGACUCCAGAGCUCAUCGAGGCCAAGAAAGUCAAACUUCCAUGUAUUGUCAGUGACUGGAAUGAAUGGUCUGCACCUGAUGCUACAGGCUCCUCAUUCAGAUGGAGAUUUGUUGUCAGACCAGCAAUCAAUGGAGGACAAGAAUGUCCAGAUCUCAUCCAGGGCAAGAAAGUACCACUUCCACUUAUUGUUGGACCAUGGAAUGCAUGGGCAGCACCUGAUGCCACUGGAACCACCUUCAGAUGGAGAUAUGUAUUACGACCAGCUAUCAACAAAGACGAAAAGACACCAGAACUCAUUCAGACCAACAAAGUCAAACUUCCAUGUAUUGUAUCUGACUGGAAUGAAUGGUCAGCACCUGAUGCUACUGGCUCCUCAUUCAGAUGGAGAUUUGUUGUCAGACCAGCCAUCAAUGGAGGACAAGAAUGUCCAGAUCUCAUCCAGGGCAAGAAAGUACCACUUCCACUCAUUGUGUCUCCAUGGAAUACAUGGGCAGCACCUGAUGCCACUGGAAGCACCUUCAGAUGGAGAUAUGUUGUCAGACCAGCAAUCAACAAAGACGAAAAGACUCCAGACCUUAUCGAGGCCAAGAAAGUGGUUCUUCCAUGUAUUGUGUCUGACUGGAAUACUUGGUCUGAAGCUGAUGCUACUGGCUCUUCAUUCAGAUGGAGAUUCGUAACCAGACCAGCAAUCAACGGAGGAAAAGAAUGUCCAGACCUCAUCCAGGGCAGAAAAAUACCAUUGCCACUCAUUGUGGGUCCAUGGAAUACAUGGGCAGCACCAGAUGCCACUGGAAGCACCUUCAGAUGGAGAUAUGUAUUGCGACCAGCAAUCAACAAAGACGAACCAAUUCCAGAACUCAUUGAAGCCAAGAAAGUCAAACUUCCAUGUAUUGUCAGUGACUGGAAUGAAUGGUCAGCACCUGAUGCUACUGGAUCUUCAUUCAGAUGGAGAUUUGUUGUCAGACCAGCUAUCAAUGGAGGACAAGAAUGUCCAGACCUCAUCCAGGGCAAGAAAGUACCACUCCCACUCAUUGUGUCUCCAUGGAAUACAUGGGCAGCACCUGAUGCCACUGGAAGCACCUUCAGAUGGAGAUAUGUUGUCAGACCAGCAAUCAACAAAGACGAAAAGACUCCAGACCUCAUUGAGGCCAAGAAAGUGGUUCUUCCAUGUAUUGUCACUGACUGGAAUGAAUGGUCCGCAGCUGAUGCUACAGGCUCCUCAUUCAGAUGGAGAUUUGUUGUCAGACCAGCAAUUAAUGGAGGAAAAGAAUGUCCAGACCUCAUCCAGGGCAAGAAAAUACCACUGCCACUUAUUGUGGGUCCAUGGAAUACAUGGGCAGCACCUGAUGCCACUGGAACCACAUUCAGAUGGAGAUAUGUAUUGCGACCAGCAAUCAACAAAGACGAAAAGACUCCAGAACUCAUUGAGACCAAGAAGGUUCAACUUCCAUGUAUUGUAACUGACUGGAAUGAAUGGUCUGCACCUGAUGCAACUGGCUCUUCAUUCAGAUGGAGAUUUGUUGUCAGACCAUCUAUCAACGGAGGAAAAGAAUGUCCAGACCUUAUCCAGGGCAAGAAGGUACCACUGCCACUCAUUGUGUCCCCAUGGAAUACAUGGGCAGCACCUGAUGCCACUGGAACCACCUUCAGAUGGAGAUAUGUAUUGCGACCAGCAAUCAACAAGGAUGAAAAAACUCCAGAACUCAUUGAGACCAAGAAGGUACAACUUCCAUGUAUUGUCACUGACUGGAAUGAAUGGUCCGCACCUGAUGCCACAGGCUCUUCAUUCAGAUGGAGAUUUGUUGUCAGACCAUCAAUUAAUGGAGGAAAAGAAUGUCCAGAUCUCAUCCAGGGCAAGAAAGUACCACUCCCACUUAUUGUUUCUCCAUGGAACACAUGGUCUGCACCUGAUGCAACUGGAAGCACUUUCAGAUGGAGAUAUGUCUUGCGACCAGCAAUUAACAAAGACGAACCAAUUCCAGAACUCAUUGAGGCCAAGAAAAGUAAAUAUACCUUAUGA
Molecule: messenger RNA, 6246 nt
Organism: Mytilus trossulus (common blue mussel)
Lineage: Eukaryota; Metazoa; Mollusca; Bivalvia; Mytilida; Mytilidae
Product: thrombospondin type-1 domain-containing protein 7B-like
Exons: 45
Coding region: 1-6246 (2081 amino acids)
Source: RefSeq, a predicted model, not a curated record